CGAGGACGCUGACGCAGAGCAGCGGAGGAGAUGAUGAUGAUGAGGAUGAUGGUCGGCACCGCUGGCUCUGAGCAUGCCCUCCGCCUCCCUACCCGCCCGUACCGCUCCAAAUAUACGCGUCCGCAGAGUUGUAUCGCUCGCAAUUAAACCCACGGAUAUUAAAUAAGACGAAAUGCCAGGAUUUAUAGACUGUGCGGAAGCUCGCACCGCGACAUCUGGCUCUCGCUGAGGAAAGACGCGGCGUCGUGUCGUCGUCCGGGGCCGUCCUGGAGAUGGACUGGGGGACUGCGGAACCCGGGGACGACGGGAGCGAGGCAGCGGCCGCCGGCUCCUGUCUGCAGCUUGACUUCGAGGACACCGAUUCAACCAAGAAGAGUCAAAUAACUGAGAUGCCGUCCCCAUUUGGCCCCCCUCAUGAAAAGAAAAUUGGUCACAGGAGGGUAGAUGCCUCUGGAGAGACAUCAUACAAGAAGACCUCCUCCUCUGCCUUGAAAGGGGCCAUCCAGUUGGGUAUUGGAUAUACUGUUGGCAACCUCAGCUCCAAGCCUGAGCGAGAUGUGCUUAUGCAGGACUUCUACGUGGUUGAAAGCAUCUUCUUCCCCAGUGAAGGCAGUAAUCUCACACCAGCCCACCACUUCCCAGACUUCAGGUUCAAAACCUACGCCCCCGUGGCGUUCCGCUACUUCAGGGAGCUGUUUGGGAUCCGACCAGAUGACUACUUGUAUUCUCUGUGUAACGAGCCACUGAUCGAGCUGUCAAACCCAGGCGCCAGCGGCUCCAUAUUCUACGUAACUCGCGAUGACGAGUUCAUUAUCAAAACUGUUCAGCACAAAGAGGCUGAGUUUCUACAGAAACUGCUCCCUGGAUACUACAUGAACUUGAACCAGAACCCGAGGACGUUGCUGCCCAAGUUCUUCGGUCUCUACUGUGUCCAGUGCGGGGGCAAGAACAUCCGACUUAUUGUGAUGAACAAUAUCUUACCACGCUCUGUGCGCAUGCACCUCAAGUUUGACCUGAAGGGCUCCACAUACAAGAGACGGGCGUCCAAGAAGGAAAGAGAGAAGUCAAAGCCCACUUUUAAAGACCUGGACUUUCUGAGUGAUGUCCCUGAAGGCCUCACGAUGGACCAUGAUACGUACAGCGCUCUCGUCAAAACACUUCAAAGAGACUGCCUGGUUCUGGAGAGUUUUAAGAUUAUGGACUACAGUUUGCUGCUGGGGGUCCAUAAUAAAACCCAGGCAGAGAGAGAGAAUCAGUCCCAGGGUUCGCCUGCAGGAGGCGGAGAUGAGAAGAAGCCUGCAGGGCAGAGGGCCUUGUAUUCCACUGCCAUGGAGUCGAUACAGGGAGGCUCGACGUGCAGGGACACUCUGGACCACGAUGACACUAUGGGAGGUAUUCCUGCUGUGAGUGGUAAAGGAGAGCGCCUUCUGCUGUUCAUUGGCAUCAUUGACAUUCUGCAGUCAUACAGAAUGAUCAAGAAACUGGAGCACUCUUGGAAGUCCCUCAUCCAUGACGGGGACACCGUGUCCGUUCACAGACCCGGUUUCUAUGCUGAAAGGUUCUACAAAUUCUGCAGCACAGUCGUCUUCAAGAAGAGCUGCUCUUUGCGAUCGUCUCCAUCUAAGAAAGGACGAGGAGCGCUCUCUGCGUCCAAGUCCGGUGCUGGAGCCGGUUCAGCUGGGAAGCGUCCUUCAAUGACCGAUGAAAGGCAGGAGAACUUGGACAACCUGGAGAACCUAAGAGGAGCUCGCAGCUUCCCCGUGCUGGAGGACAAUGGGAAAGAGCCACCCUGCACUCCUCCAUCAUUUGAAGAUGCUACUACAGCAUCUAUUGCUACCACUCUGUCAUCCAACAACUCUCUGCCCACCACCCCGUUUGAUACACCAGAGCACCCACGCUACAGGAGACAAACGUAUUCACCGAACACGGCCAGGGCGCAAAAAGAGGUUGUUGAAAUUCACGGUGAAAGACAAGAGACCAUAACAGUGGAGGUGGAGCUCAGUAAAAUCCCAAAAAGCACGGAGCUCACGCAGAUGACAGGAAGCACCUCACCCAGCCAUCUGUCCCCCGAUCGUCAGCUUCAUGUCAAUUCUUCCUCCUCUGCAUAUUCCUCCUCUACUCUUCCUCCCUCCUUUGUGUCCACCUCAGCAGCUCAGUCCGUUAGACAGUCAUCCUCUACCCUUUCUUCCUCCAUCCGUCCAUCCACCAAACCACUCACCUCUCCCACAGCUGCUCAGUCUCUCACUCCUCCUUCUCCUGUCUCCAAUUCAGCUGCACCAUCCACACUUCUGACUUCCACUCCAAACUCCUCCCCUCUCCUUCCUGCCUCAGCAUUUACUCCCAUCCGCCCCGCAUCUCCCCACUCCUCUGCCCAGAGCUCCUCUCAUCAUCUCCCCUCAACACCUCCCUCCUCUGUCCCUCCAAGCCCCCAGGUGCCUCGGCAGGCACUGCGUACAUCGUGCAAUCAGCUGUCAGUGUCCAGCAGCCACAACUCCUUGGACGGGGAGGUGCAGGUUUCCGACAUAUACUUUUAUGCAGAUGGCAGAUAUUGGGUGUACUCUCCGGUUCUUGGCCGUCGUAAGCUAAACUCUAGCUCAAGUUACAAUCAGACUCAGGAGGAUCGGGGCUGGGUGUACUCUCCUCUGCACUGCAGCUCAGAGUCCAGAAGGGGCUCAGAUGGGGAAAGUGAGACAUAAGUCACAGUGGUUGGAGUUGGAGCCAGAGGCCGUCUCAAUAUACAAAAGCUGUGAGGUUUUAAUAAUAAAACCACCAGGACACUAUGAAGAUUUAAUGCUGGCUGCCUGAGCUGCAUGAGCGGAGCUUGCUUUGCCAGCAGCAAACAAAAAGGAAUGAACUUUGGGACAAAGCAUUCAGGUAUAAGAGUUCAACCAUACUUUUACCCAGAUACAUUCAAAUGAAUGUACAGACAUAAUUGUCCAAAUAUUACAUAAAAGUAUUAGAAUGCAUCGGUUCUGGACAAUCUGCCUGAGGUCAAGCAGAGAAACAAAACAAUCAGCUGAGUGACACUGUGAAUGGCUUUGGAAACCGUUUAAUUUUAAAUUCUAGUCCAGAUCCCAAAGUUUCCAAAGAUACAGAAAACACUUUCUGCCUCUUCUUCGGAUUCGGGUCUCCAUGCCAGCAAGCCAAGCAAGGUAAUCCAGACGUUCCUCUCGCCAGCUCUGGCUAUGCAAUAUGGACGUACAAUGAUUUAACUACUUCACACUUCCUUCAUGCAUUUAGUUUUCAUUAGGGGCAUGUCACAGCUGUGUACCAUAUUAUUUUUAGCACUUUAUCAAUGUAUAUGUGGCUAAGGUCUGAGACUCUACGUUUUUUUGUUAUCUCUUUAUCAGUUGUUGGUUGAAAACACACUCAGACACAGUUAAUAUUGUUUGUGUUCUGUUUCCUCCAGUGGUGUGAGGUGGUCCACCUAACAAGCUUUGGAAUUGCCUUACUAACACAUUAUUGUUACAAUUUUUGAUAUUUUCUGGUUACGUGUAAUCAUUGGAGAAAAAAAAAAACAAUGCAAUAUAGGAAAUGCAAAAAAAAAAAAAAUGUAU
Messenger RNA from Mugil cephalus (flathead mullet), 3557 nucleotides. RefSeq names its product phosphatidylinositol 4-phosphate 5-kinase type-1 gamma-like. Gene Ontology annotation, molecular function: phosphatidylinositol kinase activity. Gene Ontology annotation, biological process: phosphatidylinositol metabolic process. The record is from RefSeq and is a predicted model, not a curated record. The transcript has 18 exons. NCBI's taxonomy places the organism in Eukaryota, Metazoa, Chordata, Actinopteri, Mugiliformes, Mugilidae. The coding region runs from base 273 to 2696 and encodes 807 amino acids.